This is a messenger RNA of Cheilinus undulatus (humphead wrasse), 1896 nucleotides long. It is a transcript of the gene lcor, whose product is annotated as ligand dependent nuclear receptor corepressor. Gene Ontology annotation, cellular component: nucleus. The transcript is spliced from 9 exons. The record is from RefSeq and is a predicted model, not a curated record. The coding region runs from base 1 to 1896 and encodes 631 amino acids. NCBI's taxonomy places the organism in Eukaryota, Metazoa, Chordata, Actinopteri, Labriformes, Labridae. Gene Ontology annotation, molecular function: DNA binding. Gene Ontology annotation, biological process: regulation of transcription by RNA polymerase II.
AUGGCGAGUCUGUGCAAAAGGCAGCAAUGCACGAUAGAGAGGCGCGGCUUUCGGCAGGAACUUGACUCUUGGAGGCACAAACUCAUUCACUGUGUAGGCUUUGAAAGCAUCUUGGAAGGCUUGUUUGGGCCAGGACUAGUCAAAGAUAUCACCCUUUUCCAAGACUGCGAGCCAGAAGAAGUGUCAGACUGGUCCUUCGAUGAAAACUGUCUCUUCUGCUGCUUAAGACGUGAGAGAGUCAAGGAUUGUCUCAGCUUGCACAGCAGCCAGGUGCUGUCGGAGUGUGAAGACUUCAAACAGGAGCAGUCUCGGAUCAGCCGGCUGGAGAGACAGGCCCAAGACUUCCUCAAUGCUGUGUUCCACAGAAAAGACCUCCCAAGUUUCUCAGAACCUCACAUUCCUCUAGUGGCUCGUGAGAUCAUGCAGCGAAUGAUCCGCCAGUUCGCUGCCGAAUAUACCUCAAAAACUACUCAGGACGACUCGCCCCUGCCCAACGGCACCAUGAAGGACCAAAGCCUGCCGAGAGCGGCGUCUCUGGCCCAGGCCCCCGCGGGAGGAACGGUCGUCGCCUCUGCACAGAACCCCGUCCUCAGCAAGCUUCUCAUGACCGACCAGGACGGCCCGCUGGACCUCUCCGUGAAAAAGAGCCAGGACGACCCGGAGCCCACUCAGCAGGAUGGUGUCCUGGACCUCUCCACCAAGAAGAACCACAGCGCAGGCAGCCUGAAACCCGGCUUCCCCCCUACGCCUGCGGUCAAAGGACGUUCCUCCAAAGUGGAGCACAAUCUAGCUGAGGUGGAUGAGGACGAUGGCCUGCUGCAGAGAAGCUUGCAUGAUGGACUGAGGGAGAACUUCGUCCACUCCAACUCCUUCAAGCCUCCGUUGGCCCGCUCCCUUCGUAUCAAGGAAGAGCUGCUCAGCCAGAAGCACCGCCUGCUGAGCCAGCCUGCUGCUCUCUCAUUGGCUAACCUAGAGUCAGCCGGCUUGCUCAAUCACGGCCAGUCCCACUCCUUGCUUGGCCAGAAGGGUUCUUCCUCUUUCUGGGGGAGCAAGGCCCACCUGGAAAGCCUGUUGAAACUGAAGCAGGCCAGUGGAGCUCUAAGCGGCGCACUCAGUGACCUCAAAGACCUGCCUACAUUCCUGGAGAAUCACCACCACGGAGCCUUCUCUUACAAGAGUUCCCUCCAUCAUCAUCAUCACAAUCAGGUCUCCAAGGCCCACCACAUCGAGGGGAAGAGAGACCAGGGCCACUCACCUCCUGUUGACCUCAAGAUCCCCCAGGUCCGGGGUAUGGAUCUGUCCUGGGACUCCCCUGCCUCUGAGCUGUACGGCUACGGCUCCAUGGGGGUCGGAGGUGGCUGCCAUGGGGAGAAUACUCUUAGCCGGAAGCUGAGAGCCAUCCUGCCCAAGCAAAACCGCCGUGGAGGAAGCCUUGGAAGCCUGCUGGACGGGGCGGCUGACUACUGGAGCUCUGAUUUGGACCACUCCGGUUCUGGGCCGGCGUACUCCACCUCCGACGUGGAAGGCGACCCGAACUCAAAGCAACCGAGGAAGAAACGGGGCCGCUAUCGCCAGUACAACAGCGAGAUCCUGGAGGAGGCCAUAGCGGUGGUGAUGAGCGGGAAGAUGAGCGUGUCCAAGGCCCAGAACAUGUACGGGAUCCCGCACAGCACCCUGGAGUACAAGGUCAAGGAGCGCAUGGGAACCCUGAAGAACCCCCCAAAGAAGAAGCUCAAGCUGAUGAUGAAGAUGGAGGCAGGAGCCCAGGAUUAUCCGGCCGAGUCGGAGAACACGCCCACCGCAACCCCACGAGACGACGGCCAGCCUCUGGCUGCUGCUGAGCUCAAGGACCAUGUAAAAGAAGAGAUUGAAGACAAUUUCAAACCAAUCGACUAA